AUGCUGCGCGAGCGCAUGCCGCUCUACUCCAUCCGCUACCGCGAGACCAUCCACUCGGAGUCGGUGCGCAAGCGGCGGCGCGAGAUGCUGGGCAAGAAGCGCGAGGUGGUGCGCAACACGGCCAUCGCGCAGCUCGAGCAGCUGCGCCGCGCGCGCAUGGAGAAGAACUACAAGGUGAGCACUGCCGACUACAAGAACUUCUUCCACACGCUGGAGCGCUGCUACGAGUACCUCGUGGGGCAGUCGGAGCACGUGAUGCCGAUGAAGAGGAGCUUCCAGGAGGCGCUGUACAACCUGGCGGGCAUCGGCUACCUGGACAUCAAGACGCUGCGCAAGGACGACUCGGAGGAGCGGCGCAUGCUGCAGGCGCAGAUGAUCAUGUCGGUGGUGACGCCGCACGGCCACGCCAUCGACGCCGUGCUCGCCGGCACCUGUCAUUAUGAAUGGCAUAUCUGCAAUCUGUAA
Molecule: messenger RNA, 465 nt
Organism: Gryllus bimaculatus (two-spotted cricket)
Lineage: Eukaryota; Metazoa; Arthropoda; Insecta; Orthoptera; Gryllidae
Source: the annotation of a GenBank genome assembly